Mytilinidion resinicola is the source of this 918-nucleotide messenger RNA. RefSeq names its product NAD(P)-binding protein. The transcript is spliced from 3 exons. The coding region runs from base 1 to 744 and encodes 247 amino acids. The record is from RefSeq and is a predicted model, not a curated record. NCBI's taxonomy places the organism in Eukaryota, Fungi, Ascomycota, Dothideomycetes, Mytilinidiales, Mytilinidiaceae. Gene Ontology annotation, molecular function: oxidoreductase activity.
AUGUCUACAAACACCGUCGUCCUCAUCACUGGCGCCAACAGAGGCAUCGGCCACGCCCUCACCGCCGAAUACCUCUCCCGCCCCCACACCACCCUCAUCGCCGCCGUCCGCGACCCCAAAGCCAACUCCAAGGCCCUCGAAACCCUCCCCAAAGGCACCGGCAGCACCCUGCUCACCGUCAAAAUCGACUCCCUCUCCCCCACCGACGCCAAAGCCGCCAUCGCCGCCCUCCCCCCCUCAUUCCCUCACAUCGACCUCGUCAUCGCCAACGCCGGCGUCACCGUCUUCAACCCCGUCCUCGACAUCACCGUCGACGAGUACCUCUACCACCAGAACAUCAACGUUCUGGGGCCCUUACUGCUCUUCCAAGCCACCUGGCCCCUUCUCCAGAAAUCCGCCGCGCCGAAAUUCAUCGUCAUUUCGAGCUCGCUGGGCAGCGUCAAGGCGGGGCCGGAGUGGGGGAUGCCGUCCGGCGCGUACGGGGCGUCGAAGGCGAGCAUCAACUACCUGACGCGGAAGCUGCACUUCGAGCAUGAGAGACUGGUAGCGUUGCCAAUUUGCCCCGGGUGGACGCAGACGGAUAUGGGGAAUGAGAGCGCGGCGGUGUUUCGGGCGGCGGAGGGGGGGUUGGCGCCUGUGACGUUGGAGGAUAGUAUUCGGGGGGUUGUGAAGGAGAUUGAUGGCGCGAUCAGGACUGAGGAGGGGCGCUUUGCGUGUUAUGAUCAUAAGGAUGUUGCGUGGUAGGUGUAGUUUUCGCGGGGCCGAGAUAGGAUUGGAUGCUUGUGGAGUGCAUAUGAAGAGUAGGCUUGGAAGGAGAACUGGAGGCUUUCUUUAAUAUGGUGUAGUUAUUGAAUAUCAAACAUAUGAAAGUGCGAUGACAAUUGAAAUCCAAUUUUGUGUAAAUGCUUUGCGUUAUUC